Molecule: messenger RNA, 2514 nt
Organism: Aspergillus steynii IBT 23096
Lineage: Eukaryota; Fungi; Ascomycota; Eurotiomycetes; Eurotiales; Aspergillaceae
Product: putative pyrroline-5-carboxylate dehydrogenase
Exons: 5
Coding region: 73-2499 (808 amino acids)
Cellular component (GO): mitochondrial matrix
Molecular function (GO): pyrroline-5-carboxylate reductase activity; L-glutamate gamma-semialdehyde dehydrogenase (NAD+) activity
Source: RefSeq, a predicted model, not a curated record
CUUCAUGCACUCCAACUCACCUCUCACUCAUCUCUUACCAUCACUCUCUCCUCACUUCUCACUCCUCACGUCAUGCCUCCCUCCCUCUGCAUUCUCGGCUGCGGCAACCUGGGCACCUCCAUCCUGACCAGCCUGCUGAACGCCGGUCCCGAUGCGCUGCCCUUCACCAAAUACAUCGCCUGCGUGCGCAGUGCCAGCUCCUCGCAGCGUCUGUCCCAGCGAUUCGCCCACCACGCCAACCUGUCCGUCGCCCAGGACGCCGUCGCCGCCGUCACCGACGCCGACGUGAUCAUCCUGGCCAUCGACCCGGCCGACAUCCAAUCCGCCCUGUCACAACCAGCUCUGGCGCAGGCUCUGGCACAGAAACUCCUCAUCAGCGUCGCCGCCGGGUGGACGGUCUCGCAACUGCGUUCGACGCUGACCAGCACCGUCCCCUCGCUGGCUAACAGCACCCUCGGCAUCGUGCGCACGCUGCCCAACAUUGCCGCGCAGGUCUCGGAGUCCCUCACCGCCGUCGAGGCCCCCGCGUCGCCGGCGCCCGAGGAGGAAGAGCGGCUGCAGCUCGUCGACCGCAUCUUCAACCUCGUCGGGCGGACGAUCCGCGUCGAGGCGUCGCAGAUGGACGCGCUGACGGCGGUGGGCGGGUCCACGCCGGCCUUCUUCGCCAUCAUCUGCGACGCCCUGAUCGAUGCGGCGGUGGCGACGGGGGUGCCGCGCGACGUGGCCAACGUCGCCAUCGUCCAGGCCAUGAAGGGCAGUGCGGUGAUGAUGCAGCAGGGCGGGCUGAGUCCGGCGGAUCUGCGCGACCAGGGCACCUCGCCGGCGGGGUGCACGAUGGCCGGCGUCAUGGCGCUGGAGGAGGGCAGCGUCCGGGGGGUGUUGGGCAGGGGAUUGCGCGAGGCGCCCACAUACCCCCGCGGGUCGCCCGAGCGCGCCAAGGUCGAAUCCGCCCUGAAGGCCCUGCGCGCGCGUCUGCCGGUGACCAGCGACGUAGUCUACCACAACCAGGUGCAGGCGACGACGCAAUCCACCUCGCAGCCCUUGCCGGCAGAGCACGCGGUGCAGUUCACAAACUACCCCCUGGCGUCGCGCGAGCAGGUCUCGUCGGCCAUCGAGGCGGCGCUGCAGGCCAAGCAGAGCUGGCAGGACACGCCGUUCGUCGACCGUGCGGCCAUCUUCAUGCGCGCCGCCGAGCUGGCCACCACCAAGUACCGCUACGAGCUGAUCGCCGCCACGAUGCUGGGCCAGGGCAAGAACGUCUGGCAGGGCGAGAUCGACGCUGCGGCGGAGCUGGCGGAUUUCUUUCGUCUGAACUGCCACUAUGCGGCGGAGAUUCUGGAGAAGCAGCCGGACCGGGGGACGGAUGGGAUGUGGAGUCGCGUCGACUACCGCCCCCUCGAGGGCUUCGUCUACGCCGUCUCGCCCUUCAACUUCACGGCCCUGGGCGGCAGUCUGGUCUCCGGACCCGCGCUGAUGGGCAACGUCGUGCUGUGGAAGCCCUCGCCUGCCGGCAUCUACGCCAGCACCAUCGUGCAUCGCAUCCUGCGCGAGGCCGGCCUGCCCGCCGACGUCAUCCAGCUGGUGCCCGGUGACGCUGAAGAAGUGACCUCCGUGGCGCUGGCGCACCGCGAGUUCGCCGGCCUCAACUUCAUCGGCUCGUCGGCCGUCUUCCGCCAGCUGUACGGCCGCGUGGCGCAGGGCAUCGCAGCCAACACGUACCGCGAGUUCCCGCGCGUCGUCGGCGAGACCAGCGGCAAGAACUUCCACCUGGUGCAUCCCUCCGCCGACGUCUCCAACGCCGUCAACCACACCCUGCGCGGCGCCUUCGAGUACCAGGGCCAGAAGUGCAGCGCCACCUCGCGUCUGUACCUGCCCGCCUCCAAGGCCGACGAGUUCCUGGCCCAGCUGAAGACCGGCGUCGAGAGCAUCACCAUCGGCAGCCCGGACAAGGACAUGGGCGCCUUCAUGGGCCCCGUCAUCCACCGCGGCUCGUUCGAGCGCAUCCGCCAGGUCAUCGACGAGAGCAACGCCGAUCCCACCCUCACGACGGUGGCCGGCGGCACCUACGACGACUCCGUGGGCUUCUACGUCAAGCCGACGGUGUACCGCGCCUCGUCGCCGGACCACGCGCUCUUCGAGAAGGAGAUCUUCGGCCCCGUGCUGGCCGUCUACGUCUACCCGGACCAGGAGUGGAGCUCGCUGCUGAAGACGGUCGACCAGUCCGGCGGCGGAUUCGCCUUGACGGGCGCUAUCUUUGCGCAGGACCGGAAGGCGCUGCGUGAGGCCGAGGAUACGCUGCGGUAUUCCGCGGGAAACCUGUACCUGAACUGCAAGACCACCGCCGCCCUGAUCGGCCAGCAAUCGUUCGGCGGCGCGCGCAACAGCGGCACCAACGACCGGGCAGGCAGCUCGGAUCUGCUGCGUCGGUUCACCAGCCCGAGGCUGAUCAAGGAGGAGUUCUUCGAGCUGGACGGCUUCGAGUACCCCAGCAACCAGUAGAUGAUCCAUUUUUAC